UAAAGUUUUUCGACACCGCGAAUUCAGCGGGAACUCUAUCAACAUAAUGGGACCUAAACCUACCCCAUCAAAACAGGGAAACACACUGUUCUCUUACUUUUCAAAGAGUCCAUGCCCACCUGCAAAGGAAAAAAUCGAGAACACCGCAAAUGACGUGUUGUCACCGAAGAAAUCUCCAAAUAGACCUGCGAAGAAAAAGCCAGAUAUCGAAGAGAGUAGCAGCUACAAGCCUGGGGACCUGAUCUGGGGCAAGCUCGAGGGUUACCCCUGGUGGCCCAGUCUGGUGUGUAACCACCCCACUGAACACACCCACUACAAGGCUGGCAAACUGCCCCAGAUCCAUGUGCAGUUCUUUGACACACCUGUCUCACGAGCCUGGAUCAAACAAAAGAAUACAAGACCCUACAAGGGCUCUGAUGACCCUGACUAUGGUCCCGGGGGCCCACUGCACACGAAGAGUGCCCCUGUGGUGAGAGGGGUGGGAGAGGCGGACAAGGCCCUUAAACUGACCAAUGAGGAGAGGAUGGGACUCAUUGUGGAGCUCCUGCCAUCAGAAGAUGAGGAUGACGAGAUGGAUGAAGAGGGUUCUAAUGGUGAGGAUGACAGUAAAGAAAACAUGGACGUCGAGGAUGAGGAGGACAGCAAGUCAGUUAAGAAGACUCCCAGUAAGUCACCUGCCAAAGGUCGCAGGUCACAGAGGUCAAGGGCCAAACGGAGGAGGAUUAUUUUGGAGGAUAGUGACAGUGAAGGGCAUGAGUCAGGAGAUGAGUUCAAGCCAGAAGCUGAAGAAGGCAGUGAUGAUGAUGACGCCAGUAGUGGUGUUGACACAGAUGACAUCACCUCAGACGAUGCUUCGGAACCAGACUCUCCUGUAAAGGGUUCAAAGAAGAGAAAACGACCUGAACCAAAGUCUAAGUGGGGCCCCAAAACAUCACGUAAAACCCCUGCAUCCAGUACAGCAAAGAAAGCGCUUGCUGGGUUUUCAAAGGGUGAUUCUGAUGAUGAAGCCCCUGAAUCCCCUAAACACAGUGAAUCCAAGGGCUCUCCUAUUGCCAUGGCAUCUCCUCAAGUCAGCACAGCCACAAAAUCUAAACUGGCAGCUUUCACUGCCAGUGAUGGUGCAGGGUCUGUUGGAGAAAGCUCUGUCGUGUACCAGCAUCUCAAAUAUGAGUUCCUACAACCAGACAAGAUCAGGGAUGCCCAGAAGAGAUCUAAGGCAGAUGAAGACUUCGAUCCUAGAACACUGUAUAUUCCAGACAGUGAAAAGGCCAAAUUCACCCCGGCCAUGAGGCAGUGGUGGGACAUUAAGAGUCAGCACUUUGACACGGUCCUCUUCUUCAAGAUGGGCAAGUUCUACGAGCUGUUCCACAUGGACGCCACCAUCGCGGUGAAUGAACUGGGUCUGAUCUACAUGAAGGGAGACUACGCCCACUCGGGUUUCCCAGAGAUCGCGUAUGGUCGCUAUGCCGACACGCUGGUGCAGCGUGGGUACAAGGUAGCCCGCAUUGAGCAGACAGAGACCCCAGAUAUGAUGACAGAGAGGUGCAAAAACAUGUCCAAGGCGCCCACUAAGUUUGACAAGGUUGUGAAACGUGAGGUGUGCCGCAUCACCACGCGGGGAACCAAGACAUUCAGCUUCCUGUCUGGGGAAUGCUCAGACUCACAGUCAACCUACCUACUGGCACUCGCAGAAAAGGAUCAUGACACAGAUGGCUGCAGUGUGUAUGGGGUGUGCUUUGUGGAUACCUCUAUCGGAAAAUUCCAUAUUGGUCAGUUUGCAGAUGACAGGCAUAGCUCCCGACUGCGAACCCUCCUGGCGCACUAUCCCCCUGUUCAGAUCCUGCAUGAGAAGGGCCACAUGUCCGGGCGUACCCAGCAGGUGAUCAAUUCCAGUCUCCCCUCCGUGCUGAAGGAGGCCCUCAGCCCAAAAUCAGAGUUCUGGGAGAGCUCCAAGACCCUCAAGGUAUUGUCAGAAGAGACGUACUUCCGUGAUGGGACUGAGGGCGAGCUGCAGUGGCCCGCAGUUGUUAAGGCGAUGCUGUCCAACAGUGAUGCCCUGGGUUGUUCUGCUGCAGACGAGUUUUCUUUAGCAAUCAGCUCCUUUGGGGCCUUGACAUGGUAUCUACAAUACUGCCUCCUAGACGAGGAACUCCUCACCAUGCGUAACUUUGAGAGAUACGAGCCCCUAGACAGCAAGGAGCCGCAGCGCAGGCUGGCCUCCAGUGUGCCCGUUGUGGACUUCUCCUCCAAACACAUGGUGCUGGACGGCGUGACCCUUGCGAAUCUUGACGUCACUGAGAAUGGGACCACAGGCACCACAGAGGGGACACUGCUGGCAAGACUGGACACAUGCCACACACCAUUUGGUAAGCGGCUGUUCCGUCAAUGGCUAUGCGCGCCCCUGUGUAACCCCGCCUCCAUUAAUGACAGACUGGAUGCAGUGGAGGAUCUCAUUGGUUGCCAGGAGGUGGUUGCCGAGGUGACCGACUUUAUGAAGAAAAUGCCCGACUUGGAGCGACUGCUCAGCAGGAUCCACACCUUGGGCACGGCGAAGAGCAACAAGCACCCGGACGGACGGGCCAUUUUCUACGAGGACGUUACAUACAGCAAAAGGAAGAUUGAGGACUUCUUAGCCACUCUUGAAGGGUUCAAAUUAUCCUCGAAAGUUGCUCGAAGGUUCAGAGAUGUUGUCGGUAAUUUCAAGUCCAAGCUGCUAAAGCAGACCCUGGGUAUUGAGGGUUGCUCAGAGACGGGAAUGUUCCCGGACAUACAGAAGGACCUGGAUUUCUUUAAUAAUGCCUUUGACCAUGUGAAGGCCAAGAAGGAAGGAGUGAUCGUGCCCAGUGUGGGGGUAGACGAGGAGUUUGACCUGGCCACGUCGGAUAUCGGCUCUACCGAGGACAGGCUCAAACAGUACCUCGAUAGGCAGAAGACUAGACUGGGAUGCAGGAGUAUUGUGUACUGGGGCACGGCUAAGAAUCGCUACCAGAUGGAGAUACCUGAGACUGCUGUGAAGAAUGUCCCCAACGAGUACACCCUGAUGUCGUCCAAGAAAGGGGCCAAAAGAUAUCGCACAGCUGAGAUUGAGGACAUGCUGGCCGAACUCACUGACGCUGAGGAACGCAAAGAUGCUGCCCUGAAAGACGUCAUGAGGAGAAUAUUUUACAACUUUGAUAAGAGGUACAAGACAUGGGAUACGGCUGUACAGUGUCUGUCUGUGCUGGACGUGAUGCUGUCCCUGGCUCAGUACAGCAGGUGUUCUGAUGGCGCCAUCUGCAGGCCAGAUAUUGUGAUACCAUCUGCUGACGUCCAGCCCUUCGUAGAGAUAAGAGAGGCAAGGCACCCAUGUGUGAGUCGUACCUUCACAGGUGGGGAUUUCAUUCCCAACGACACAGUUAUUGGCAUUCAAGAUGAGAAUGAAAAUGAAGAAGGCUCCUGCAGCAGCAGCCGUGUGGUGUUGGUGACAGGUCCCAACAUGGGUGGCAAGUCUACGUUGAUGCGUCAGGUGGGGCUCGUGGUGAUCAUGGCCCAGAUGGGCUGCUACGUGCCGGCUGACAGGUGUAGACUCACACCCGUGGAUAGGGUGUUCACAAGGCUCGGCGCUAAUGACAGGAUCAUGGCAGGUGAAAGCACAUUCUUUGUGGAGCUGAGUGAAACCUCUGCCAUUCUGCAGCACGCCACUGCUCACUCCCUGGUCCUCAUUGAUGAACUUGGUCGCGGUACUGCUACCUAUGAUGGCACGGCGAUAGCCUGUGCAGUUGUCAAGGAGCUUUCUACAAACAUCAGAUGUCGAACACUCUUUUCCACACACUACCAUUCCCUGGUUGAAGAAUUCUCCCACGAUAAGAAUAUUCGCCUUGGACAUAUGGCUUGCAUGGUAGAGAACGAGGACGAGACAGACCCGACCCAGGAGACCAUCACGUUCCUGUACAAGUUCACGUCUGGAGCCUGUCCUAAGAGUUAUGGCUUCAACGCUGCACGGCUUGCCAGCCUCCCAGAGGAGAUUAUAAAGGUGGCAGUAGCCAAAGCUCAUGAGUUUGAAUCUGCUCUGGCGGCAAUGAAGUCCUUCAGAGACAUCUGGAGAAAGCCUUGCAAGGGGACAUUGUCAGGUUGAUAAUUGAGAAGGGCUUACCAUCUGUUGUUGAUAUCUCUGUAUACCUUCACAUUAUAAAAUUUGAUAGAUCUGAAUUUAUAGGUUUAUGUUUUACAUUUUCAAUAAGAUUUGAACGCAUUUUAAUCUCCCCCCCCCCCCCUCAAAGUGGAGGCAAGAAGCGUAGCACAUGUCGUGUCGUGUGUAUGCAUGUAUUAAUCUUAUUUUGUCAAGAAGUAACCAUUUGUCAGUUUUAAAAUUGCCACAAUUGAUCCUGAGCACAACAUCUGUGUCCCUAUCUCAAAGUUCAAUGUGGUAUUUACAUGUAAAAAAUGUGUGUUUGUGACAUGUUGUUUGUCCCUUCGUCAAAGGCCAAUCUUGUGUUGUUGGGGCAUAAGUGUUUUGCAACACAUCUUAAUGUCUGCAUGUUUGUAACAACUGUCAACUGUAUUACUAGGUACUACAAGGUAUGGUAUGUCUUAUGCUUUCAGGUUAAUUGUUGGCAUUAAUGAGUUUGCAUUUGGAUGAUUGUAUAAAAUGUGAUGCACAUCUCUCUUAUUAUUUUGCCCUUUUAAGGACUUUAUAUGAAAUAUUGUUCAUGUUAACAAAUUUAUAAACAAAGUGUGCUGAUUAUGCUUGAUGCAUGUUUUUAGCUCACCUGAGCUCAUGGUGAGCUUUUGUGAUCGCCUUUUGUCUGUCGUCCGUUGUGCGGAGUCAACAUUUGCCUUGUUAACUCUCUUGAGGGCACAUUAUUGUCCAAUCUUCAUGAAAUUUUGUCAGAAGAUUGGUUCAAUGAUAUCUUGGAUUAGUUCGAAAAUGGAAACGUUUGCUUGAAAAACAUGGCUGCCAGGGGGGCGGGGCAUUUUUCCUUAUAUGGCUAUAGUAAAACCUUGUUAACACUCUCGAGGCCACAUUUAUUUUCCGAUCUUCAUGAAACUUGCUCAGAAGAUUUGUCUCAAUGAUAUCUUGGAUGAGUUCAAAAAUGGUAACCUUUGCUUGAAAAACAUGGCUGCCAAGGGGCGGGGCAUUUUUCCUUAUAUGGCUAUUGUAAAAUCUUGUUAACACUCUAGAGGCCACAUUUAUUGUCCAAUCUUAAUGAAACUUGGUCAGAAGAUUCAUCUCAAUAAUAUCUUGGACGAGUUCGAAAAUGAUGCCGAUUAAUUGAAAAACAUAACGUCCGGGGGCGGGGCAUUUUUCCUUAUAUGGCUAUAGUAAAACCUUGUUAACACUCUAGAGGCCACAUUUGUUUUCCGAUCUACAUGAAACUUGGUCAGAAAAUUUGUCCCAAUAAUAUCUUGUUAUCUCAGGUGAGCAACUUUGGGCCUUUCAGGCCCCCUUGUUCUUUGUUUAUUGAAUCUGACAGACUAAAAGGAUGCUUCUAGUUUGUUUUUUUGUAGUUAAAUGUAUAGUAAUAGUGCUGUGAGUGUGAAUGUUUGAUAAAAGUGCUAUAAUUAAUAUACUGAUCAUAAAAAGCAGAUUUUUAACAAUUACCAAAUGUUUGUAUCUCCACUUAUUAUUUCAUUUGAUCGUUUGUUAAUUGUUUGAUGUCCAAUUUUAUGUUUGUUAUCUGUUGUAAAUCUACUCAAUGUGCUAUUUUUGAACACAAAGAUUUAGUGGAAUGGUACAUAUGAUCAUUUAUAGGAUAAUUUUGAAAUAAAUUUUUUGAAUUA
Messenger RNA from Dreissena polymorpha, 5760 nucleotides. RefSeq names its product DNA mismatch repair protein Msh6-like. The transcript has 32 exons. NCBI's taxonomy places the organism in Eukaryota, Metazoa, Mollusca, Bivalvia, Myida, Dreissenidae. The record is from RefSeq and is a predicted model, not a curated record. Gene Ontology annotation, biological process: mismatch repair. Gene Ontology annotation, cellular component: nucleus; MutSalpha complex. Gene Ontology annotation, molecular function: mismatched DNA binding; ATP-dependent DNA damage sensor activity; ATP binding. Bases 47 to 4114 code for a protein of 1355 amino acids.